Messenger RNA from Cucurbita moschata (crookneck pumpkin), 2091 nucleotides. Its product is annotated as pheophorbide a oxygenase, chloroplastic. The record is from RefSeq and is a predicted model, not a curated record. Gene Ontology annotation, cellular component: chloroplast thylakoid. Gene Ontology annotation, molecular function: chlorophyllide a oxygenase activity; 2 iron, 2 sulfur cluster binding; pheophorbide a oxygenase activity. NCBI's taxonomy places the organism in Eukaryota, Viridiplantae, Streptophyta, Magnoliopsida, Cucurbitales, Cucurbitaceae. The transcript has 8 exons. Bases 340 to 1977 code for a protein of 545 amino acids.
UUUUCCUCAAUCGUAUGAACAAUUUCCACAUUCUCUCAUGAGAAAUCUCAAAUUUCCUGUCCCACCAUCAUCGCUACACGCUGAUCUUUCUCCAUCAAUUCUCAAUUCUCCACUUUUUAAACGCUUCUCUAAAUCUGUGGACAUGAUUCAUCCAUCGCCAAAACCCUGUUUGAAACCCUUCCAAUCCUCUCCCUCCGAUUGCGUUUGCUCCAAAAGAAGCUUCGUUUUGUUUCUAGAUGAGAGUCCUGGAAAUUUCAUCUCCAAACGUGUACGCAACCUGUUCUUAUUUGAUCCAGAUUUGUUACGAAUUUGAUUCUCUGUGUUGAUUGUUUUUCUUUAAUGGCUCUUUCGAUCGCUACAUCUGCUGUUUCUGCUACUCUUAUUACAUCUUCGUUAAAUCAUGUGAAAUCUCUCAGAAUAGUUCCGUCUUUAAUUGUAUCGGAUCGGAACCCUAAUUUUCUGUCGAGAAAAUCGCACAUUAGGGCAUCGACUAUCCGGCCUGUUCGUGUGGCUGCGCCUCCAACGCCGCCAUCGACGGCGGAUUCCGAGAAAUCUGAGGCGGAGAAUUUGGAUGAAGUGGAAGUGGAUGAAUCGGGCAAUGAGAGCUCGUCUUCGCCGUUUUCAUGGAGGGAUAAUUGGUACCCUGUUUCCCUGAUUGAAGAUUUGGACCCUGCUUUGCCAACACCGUUUCAGCUUCUGGGAAGAGAUAUUGUUCUUUGGUUUGAUAAAUCAAGAAGCGAGUGGGUUGCUUUUGAUGAUAAGUGCCCUCAUCGCCUUGCUCCUUUGUCUGAAGGUCGUAUAGAUGAAGAUGGCAAUUUGCAGUGUUCAUACCAUGGAUGGUCCUUUGAUGGGUGUGGAUCUUGUGUUAAGAUCCCUCAGGCAUCAUCAGAAGGCCCGGAAUCUCGGGCUCAUCAGUCGCCUAGAGCGUGUGCUACAAGGUUCCCUACUAUGGUGUCUCAAGGCCUCCUUUUCGUUUGGCCGGAUGAGAAUGGUUGGGAAAGAGCCAAUGCCACCACACCUCCAAGGCUCCCUGAUGACUUUUAUAAGCCUGAGUUCUCAUCGGUUACGAUUCAGCGGGAUCUAUUCUAUGGUUAUGAUACACUAAUGGAGAACGUCUCGGAUCCUUCCCACAUUGAUUUUGCUCAUCACAAGGUUACAGGGAGGCGGGAUCGAGCGAAACCUUUACCUUUCAAGUUGGAUUCUAAUGGUCCAUGGGGAUUUUCUGGUGCAAAUAAGGGGAACCCAAGGAUCAGUGCCAAGUUUGUUGCUCCUUGUUACUAUAUCAACAAAGUUGAGAUCGACACGAAGCUUCCUGUACUCGGCGAUCAAAAAUGGGUAAUAUGGAUUUGCUCCUUCAAUGUGCCAAUGGGUCCUGGAAAAACUCGUUCUAUUGUAUGCAGUGCUCGAAACUUCUUUCAGUUUUCGAUGCCUGGUCCUGCUUGGUGGCAGUUGGUUCCUCGGUGGCACGAGCAUUGGACGUCAAAUAAGGUAUAUGAUGGAGACAUGAUUGUUCUUCAGGGUCAGGAGAAGAUAUUUUUGUCAAUGGAAGAUUCCACAGAUGUAAAUAAAGAAUACACUAAAAUAACAUUUACGCCAACGCAAGCUGAUCGUUUGGUACUGGCGUUCCGAAAUUGGCUGAGGCGACACGGAAAGGGCCAACCUGAAUGGUUUGGGGCUAGCAGCCAGCAGCCUCUGCCAUCAACAGUUCUAUCUAAACGUCAGAUGCUGGACAGAUUUGAGCAACACACACUCCAUUGUUCAUCAUGUAGAGGAGCUUAUAAAACAUUUCAGACACUGCAGAAGCUGCUAAUUGGAGCAACUGUAGUGUUUGCAGCCACAGCCGGCAUCCCUUCUGCUUUGCAGAUGCGUAUUCUUCUCGCCGCUCUUGCGCUCACAAGCGCGGGUUUGGCUUACGCUCUCUUUGAACUUCAAAAGAAUUUUGUGUUCAUUGACUAUGUUCAUGCUGAGAUUGAUUAGCAGACAGAGAGAGAGGCUGAAAGAUGCAUUUUUACUUGGGUAUAGUUACACGAAAGAUGCAUAGUUGAAUACUUCGCAACAAAAUUAGAUUAAAUGAUAUGUUAAUUUCCAUUU